Messenger RNA from Brachypodium distachyon (stiff brome), 1173 nucleotides. RefSeq names its product BTB/POZ and MATH domain-containing protein 1. The transcript has a single exon. Gene Ontology annotation, molecular function: protein binding. The record is from RefSeq and is a predicted model, not a curated record. NCBI's taxonomy places the organism in Eukaryota, Viridiplantae, Streptophyta, Magnoliopsida, Poales, Poaceae. Gene Ontology annotation, biological process: protein ubiquitination.
AUGGCUAGCAGCUCGAUCACACCCGAGACGACGACGUCUCGAUGCACGCUGGCAGUGGAGUCGGCGACGCUGAGCUUCGACGUGAACUACCCGCAGAUCGACGGCAUGGGGGCCGGCCAGUUCGUGAGCUCCGGCACGUUCCGCGUCGGCGGGUACGACUGGAGCCUCAGGUUCUACCCGGACGGCGUCUACGCGGACUGCGGCGGCCACGCCUCGUGCUACGCCUGCAGCCCCAACCUCUCCAUCGCGGCGAGGACCAGCUACCUGAUCCAGAUCCUGGAGAAAGACCAGGGCGGCCGAGGGGAACAGGAAGAAGAAGAAGAAGAACAAGAAGAAGAAGAAGAACCGGCAGUGCUGUCCAGCGCCUGCGACGACAAGUCGUCCCCGGAGCAGCUGGGCUGUUCCCCGACCCUGCAGGACGCCUGCUGGGGCAUGGGCUACCCCAAGUUCGUCCCCAAGGCCGAGCUCAAGUCGCUCUCGGAGAAGCCCGGCGGCGGCGGAGUGUUCACGGUCAAGUGCUUGAUCACCGUGGCGAACGAGUCCCCGCCGAUGGAGCUCCCGGGCCACCUGGGCCGGAUGCUCGCGGACGGGGCCGGCGCCGACGUCACGUUCCGCGUGGGCCGCCGGCGGUUCCGCGCGCACGGGUUCGUGCUCGCGGCCCGGUCGCGGGUCUUCGAGGCCCAGCUCUUCGGGCCCAUGGCGGAGAAGGACCUGGGCCGCGUCAAGGUCGUCGGCGUGGAGCCGGCCGUCUUCGAGGCGAUGCUUGGCUACAUCUACACGGACUCGCUGCCGCCAUGGCCGUGCGAAGGCAGCUUGGCGGCGAUGCAGCACUUGCUGGUGGCGGCGGACAGGUACGGGCUGGACGCGCUGAAGCUGAGGUGCGAGGAGGAGCUGUGCGGGAAGAUCGAUCUGGAGAGCGUCACGGGCAUGCUGUGGCUGGCGAACUAGCAUGGCUGCGAGCUGCUCAAGGCCGCGUGCUUGGUGUUCAUGUCGUCGCCGGAUGUGUUGGGUGUCGUCCUGGAGACCGACGGGUUCAAGGAGCACUUCAUGGGAGUUUGCCGGCCGGCGGCCUUGGAAGGGGGAACCUUGGGGACAAGAUCAAAACGUAGGCGUCGAGAAGGAGUUGGCCCGAGCCGGAAAGUCAAGAAGGUCCGCAACAAAUUUCAGAAUUAG